CAAAUCCGCAAAUAUCGCAGAAUAUAAUAUCCGUGUGGGUGCGAGUUGGUGUCGUCAUGUUAGUGGCAUUUUUCAAUUGUACUUGUACUGUACGUGUCAAAUAACACUUGGAGGAUGCCCCCAAGCCAUGCCCUCGUACAUCACACGACCUCCCACUGGAACGACCCGAUUCCGUUUUCCCUGCCUACUGACAUCCGUGCGUUGGAAUCGAUAUUGGAAGACCCAGAUCUAAUGCGGUUCCUUAAGGACCAGGACAUGCAUGCGCUCCCUCACGCCCCCACAGCAUCCCCAGCAACAUUGCCCCACCCACCUCUCCACCAUCACAAUACGUACUUUGCAGCCCCAACCCCAUUUCCAUCGUCCUAUUGCUUUCCCCUAUCGGUCCAACGAUCCAUGAGCGGCUCUAGCCACAGCACGGUCGACACGGACGAAGACGAGGACUACACGACGAACAGCUCUAGGCGAAAACCAUGUGCGUUCGCCGGCUGCGGUCGCAACGUCCGGUCCAAAGGGUUUUGCAAGUCCCACGGCGGCGGCAAGCAAUGCAUGAUGACUGAGUGCCAAAAAGAAGCCCAGAACGGCAACUACUGCAUUGGCCACGGCGGCGGCAAGUGCUGCAAAGUCUACAACUGCUCGAACGCAGCGCAAUCCCAGGGGCUGUGCAAGGCGCACGGAGGCGGUGCUAGGUGCAAAUACGACCACUGCGAUCGCAGCAGCCAAGGCGGCGGGUUCUGCCGGUCCCAUGGCGGCGGCAAGCGAUGCGUCGAGGCAGGCUGCACCAAAGGAGCCCAGCGAGGCAACAAGUGUGCCAAGCAUGGUGGGUGUCGAACGUGCACCGUGGACGACUGCGUCCGGACCGACAGGGGAGGGGGACUGUGUGAGCUCCACCGAAAAGACAAGCUGUGUGUGGCCCACGGUUGCAAACGACUGCGGAAAAGCAUGAACAUGUGUACCCCCCACGUCCGGGAGUGGCGAGUGUCGUCGUCGCAGCAGCAGAUCGGGAACAAGGCUGAGCCGCGGUAACCGUCCCAAAAAAGCACAUGGACAACGUCUCUGUGUUUUUGGUGACUAACUACUUUAUAACUAAUAUGAGAAGAUGGUGAAACGACGAUGGGCAUGUCAGAGUAUUCGCCGUCAACAUCCAUCACGUCGUUUCAAUGUGAUGCAAC
Molecule: messenger RNA, 1169 nt
Organism: Aphanomyces astaci
Lineage: Eukaryota; Oomycota; Saprolegniomycetes; Saprolegniales; Verrucalvaceae
Exons: 1
Coding region: 115-1023 (302 amino acids)
Source: RefSeq, a predicted model, not a curated record